This is a messenger RNA of Linum trigynum, 327 nucleotides long. The record is from the annotation of a GenBank genome assembly. NCBI's taxonomy places the organism in Eukaryota, Viridiplantae, Streptophyta, Magnoliopsida, Malpighiales, Linaceae.
AUGAAGAAGAAGCUCACAGUCACUAUUUUUACUGAUGAGGACGUCGCCAUGGAAGCUGCCCUUAGAAAGGAGUGGCCUACUGUGUUUCAUGCCCUCUGUACUUGGCACAUCCUCAUGAAUGCCAAGAAGCAUCUUCGUAAGGAAGUCUACCAAUCAGUAGCAGGAGCCGAGAUGCUUGACCCUGAUUCCCAAUCCCUCCUGACACGCUCUGGACGGAAGCGAGAUCUCACUUCUUCCCUUGACAACAACAUGGGACCCAUGAUAUAUUUAUCAGCUACCUUAGGGAUAUUCGAGCACACCUUAUCCACCCAUGGGUCGAACCAAUAG